This is a messenger RNA of Oreochromis aureus, 663 nucleotides long. RefSeq lists its product as uncharacterized. The record is from RefSeq and is a predicted model, not a curated record. Gene Ontology annotation, molecular function: transmembrane signaling receptor activity. Lineage: Eukaryota; Metazoa; Chordata; Actinopteri; Cichliformes; Cichlidae. Bases 1 to 663 code for a protein of 220 amino acids. Gene Ontology annotation, biological process: cell surface receptor signaling pathway. The transcript is spliced from 4 exons.
AUGCCCAAUGGAUUUACUUUACCUAGACCCAGGAGACGUUACCCUUUCCCCUGGGGUGGAGACAAGCAGAUUGCCCCCGGCUCAGUAGUAGCAGGGAGGCCCCGCAUCUCAGACCCCAACCGGACGGCCAACACCUCCGCCCAGCCCCGAUGGCUAACAGAGAACGGGCGUGAGGACGACAGCUCUGCUGGAUGGACUCUGAGGAGGAACACAAGUAAAAAACAGAGGACUCAGUGUGGAGAUGGGUGGGGAGAACGUGCUGGUUCUUUCUGUAACAUCAGCUACAUCUACUCAUGGGACAGUGGAGUUUACUGGUGUGAGUCCAGAGAGGGUCCCAUCAGUAACAUGGUUAACCUGACAGUCACUGGUGGAUCAGUGAUCCUGCAGAGUCCUGUCCUCCCUGUGAUGGAGGGAGAUGACGUCACUCUGCUCUGUAAAACAAAGACCACUCCCUCCAACCUCCCAGCUGCUUUCUAUAAAGAUGGCUCCCUCAUCAGGAAGCAGCCUACAGGUCACAUGACCAUCCAGCAUGUUUCCAGGUCUGAUGAAGGCCUCUACAAGUGUAACAUCAGCGGUCAUGGAGAGUCUCCAUCCGCUGAGCAGGGACUGGAUGAUGACUGUAAUUACAACAUCACUGCCAUCAACAAAGAGCACCACAUCUGA